This is a messenger RNA of Diorhabda carinulata, 516 nucleotides long. It is a transcript of the gene RpL36A, whose product is annotated as 60S ribosomal protein L44. The coding region runs from base 145 to 459 and encodes 104 amino acids. The record is from RefSeq and is a predicted model, not a curated record. The transcript is spliced from 3 exons. Gene Ontology annotation, biological process: translation. Gene Ontology annotation, molecular function: structural constituent of ribosome. Gene Ontology annotation, cellular component: cytosolic large ribosomal subunit; ribosome. Lineage: Eukaryota; Metazoa; Arthropoda; Insecta; Coleoptera; Chrysomelidae.
GAUCUGUUUACUUGUAGUUCGCGCAAGGAAAUUACCAGAAAAAUUCGAAUUUAGCGCUACAAGUAAAAUGACAUUUGAAGUAUGAUAUAUGACGUUUUCCGGUUUCUCCUUCUUAAAAUUGACAGUUAAUAAGAAUAACUAAAAAUGGUUAACGUACCAAAACAACGGCGUACGUUUUGUAAAAAAUGUAAAGUUCACAAGCCCCAUAAGGUAACGCAAUAUAAGAAAUCGAAAGAACGUCAUGCUUCCCAAGGUAGACGGCGUUACGACAGGAAACAACAAGGAUUUGGUGGUCAAACUAAACCUAUUUUCCGUAAAAAGGCGAAAACAACCAAAAAGAUUGUAUUGAGAAUGGAAUGUACAGACUGUAAAUUCAGGAAACAAAUUCCACUUAAGAGAUGCAAACACUUUGAACUUGGAGGUGACAAGAAACGUAAAGGACAAAUGAUUCAGUUUUAGUUUAAUAUGUAUCUUGUUUUAAGUUAUCCAUUCAAAAUACAGAAAGUUUGUAUCUAA